Messenger RNA from Misgurnus anguillicaudatus (oriental weatherfish), 3386 nucleotides. The record is from RefSeq and is a predicted model, not a curated record. Lineage: Eukaryota; Metazoa; Chordata; Actinopteri; Cypriniformes; Cobitidae.
AUUCUUCUGUCGGUCCGUGAGUUUACGGGUGUGGCGGCUGCUAGUCCGACCAACGGUCAGAGAUCAAGAAUUAAAUGCUUAUAAAACUUUACUGAUCUGAUCUUUAUUAACUCCAAACCUACAGCAACAUGAAGACGAUCUCUUUGCUCUUUUUCAUCUCUAUAUUUAUCAACAGUGUGUUUGGUGAUGAAGUGAAGUCAGUGUCAGUGAUGGAGGGAGAUUCUCUUACUCUACACACUGAUUUUACUGACACACAGGCAGAUGAUGUGACAAUAGUAUGGACAUUUGGACCUCAAAAAUCUACCAUAGCUAAAAUCAAUAGAGAACCCAAAGGCAAUCAGAUCUCAAUAUAUGAUGAUGUUCUUGAUGGGAGAUUCAGAGGCAGACUGAAGGUGAAUGAUCAGACUGGAGAUCUCACCAUCACAGACAUCAUAACUCAACACACUGGACUUUAUCAAGUACAGAUCACUGUCAGAAGUAAGAUUAUACAAAAGCGUUUCAAUGUUAAUGGUGUGAUUAACCCAGAAUCAGAUCAACUAAAGUCAGUGUCAGUAAAGGAUGCAGAUUCUGUUACUCUACACACUGAUGUUCUUGAUAUCAAGAAAUAUGAUGUGAUACAGUGGAGAUUUAAAGGGAUUCGUAUAGCUCAUUUCAAUAAAUCAGCCAGUAAAAUAUCAGAAGAUGAUGACAUUCAUGAUCAAAGAUUCAGAGACAAACUGCAGCUGGAUGUUCAGACUGGAUCUCUUAAAAUCAAGAACAUCAGAACGGAUCUCUCUGGACUUUAUGAAAUUGAUCUUACCAGCAGCAGCAGCAGUUAUACCAUACAUCUGUCAUUCACAGUUACUGUCAGUGGUGAAGUGAAGUCAGUGUCAGUGAUGAAGGGUGAUGCUGUCACAAUAAACACUGAUGUUCCUGACAUUAAAACUUAUGAUCGGAUACUGUUGAUCUUUGGGAAUGAUGACAAACGGAUUGCUGAUGUAAAUAAACAGAACAAACAAUUCACUCUUUAUGGGAGAAUCAGAGAUGGACUGACGCUGAAUGAUCAGACUGGAGAUCUCACCAUCACAAACAUCACAACUGAAGAUACUGGACUUUAUGAACUGAAGAUGAGUAGCAGAAGACGAACCAUUCAGAGGAGAUUCAGUGUUAAUGUCAGUGAGCAAGGUCUGUCUCCAGGUGCUAUAGCAGGAAUAUCUGUUUUCAUCAUCCUGCUUGCUGCUGCUGGUGGUGCUGCUGGUGUGAUUUACUAUCGCCGUAAGAAGGCUAAACCAAAACAUCAACAGGGUGAAUCAAAACCAUCGCAAGCGGAUGAGGAAGAAUCAAAACUAUUGCAAGCGGAUGAGGAAGAAUCAAAACCAUCGCAAGCGUAUGAGGGAGAAUCAAAACCAUUGCAAGCGGAUGCGGGAGAACCAAAACCAUCGCAAGCGUAUGAGGUAGAACCAAAACCAUCGCAAGUGUAUGCGGGAGAACCAAAACCAUCGCAAGCGUAUGUGGGAGAACCAAAACCAUCGCAAGCGUAUGAGGGAGAACCAAAACCAUCGCAAGCGGAUGCGGGAGAACCAAUACCAUCGCAAGCGGAUGCGGGAGCACCAAAACCAUCGCAAGCGGAUGCGGGAGCACCAAAACCAUCGCAAGCGGAUGCGGGAGCACCAAAACCAUCGCAAGCGGAUGCGGGAGCACCAAAACCAUCGCAAGCGGAUGCGGGAGCACCAAAACCAUCGCAAGCGGAUGAGGAAGGAUCAAAACCAUCGCAAGCGGAUGCGGGAGAAUUAAAACCAUCGCAAGCGUAUGGGGGAGAUCCAAAACCAUCGCAAGCGUAUGCGGAAGAAGCAAAUCCAUGGCAAGCAAAUGCGGGAGAAGCAAAACCAUCGCAAGCGUAUGCGGGAGAAUCAAAACCAUCGGAAGGGGAUGCGGGAGAAUCAAAACCACCGGAAGGGGAUGCGGGAGAACCAAAACCAUCGCAAGCGGAUGCGGGAGCACCAAAACCAUCGCAAGCGGAUGCGGGAGCACCAAAACCAUCGCAAGCGGAUGCGGGAGCACCAAAACCAUCGCAAGCGGAUGCGGGAGAACCAAAACCAUCGCAAGCGGAUGCGGGAGAACCAAAACCAUCGCAAGCGGAUGCGGGAGAACUAAAACCAUCGCAAGCGUAUGAGGGAGAUCCAAAACCAUCGCAAGCGUAUGCGGGAGAAUCAAAACCAUCGCAAGCGUAUGAGGGAGAACCACAACCAUCGCAAGCGUAUGAGGGAGAACCACAACCAUCGCAAGCGUAUGAGGGAGAACCACAACCAUCGCAAGCUUUUGGGGGAGAUCCAAAACCAUCGCAAGCGUAUGCGGAAGAAGCAAAUCCAUGGCAAGCAAAUGCGGGAGAAGCAAAACCAUCGCAAGCGUAUGCGGGAGAAUCAAAACCAUCGGAAGGGGAUGCGGGAGAAUCAAAACCAUCGGAAGGGGAUGCGGGAGAACCAAAACCAUCGGAAGGGGAUGCGGGAGAAGCAAAACCAUCGCAAGCGUAUGCGGGAGAAUCAAAACCAUUGGAAGGGGAUGCGGGAGAAUCAAAACCAUCGGAAGGGGAUGCGGGAGAAUCAAAACCAUCGCAAGCGUAUGCGGGAGAACCAAAUCCAUGGCAAGCGGAUGCGGGACAAUCAAAACCAUCGGAAGCGUAUGAGGGAGAACCAAAACCAUCGCAAGCGUAUGAGGGAGAACCACAACCAUCGCAAGCGUAUGGGGGAGAACCAAAACCAUCGCCAGUGUAUGAGGGAGAACCAAAACCAUCGCAGGCGUAUGGGGGAGAACCAAAACCAUCGCAAGCGUAUGAGGGAGAACCACAACCAUCGCAAGCGUAUGAGGGAGAACCAAAACCAUCGCAAGCGUAUGGGGGAGAACCAAAACCAUCGCAAGCGGAUUCGGGAGAACCAAAACCAUCACAAUCGGAUGCGGGAGAACCAAAACCAUCGCAAGCGGAUGCGGGAGAACCAAAACCAUCUCAAGUGUAUGGGGGAGAAUCAAAACCAUCGCAAGCAGAUGCGGGAGAACCAAAACCAUCGCAAGCGAAUGGGGGAGAACUGACUGAUACUGACAUACAGAGAGAUGAUGAGAUGAGAUUUAAUGAAACUCUCAUAGCUGAAAUAAAUUCUGCAAACAAUAUUUCCAGUACAUAUGAUGGUAAGAAGUAAUAAUUAAUUUACAUGCAUAUAUCCUAAAAAUGUAUCUUGUGUGACUGAUUUGCUGUAAACCAGAUGAAUUUAGAUUAUGAUUUUAAAUGUAAGUCAAUGAUGCCCUCUGCAGGUUGGGCAUACCAAGAUGGCCGCUCGAACUCUGUGCUGGCUUAACCUCACGCCAGGGGCGAAAAUUCCAUCUUAAUGUUGGGGGAGCAAUAAAGAUAACAUUUU